Spirometra erinaceieuropaei is the source of this 1816-nucleotide messenger RNA. The record is from the annotation of a GenBank genome assembly. Lineage: Eukaryota; Metazoa; Platyhelminthes; Cestoda; Diphyllobothriidea; Diphyllobothriidae.
AUGUCUGCGAUGGCACCCACUGCAUGCGUCUUCCGACAAAAUAUGAAAGUGAGUGAUACUGUUGUACAGCAUUUUAUCGUCCGCCGCAAGCGAUUGCCCUUUAAAUUUUCAUUUGAAAAUGAAUGUGCUUGUUUUUGCUUUUUUAGUGUACCUGGCAAGGGAGCGAUCGAAGUCUCGGAGGGUGCGGUCGCCAACAAGACGUCAGUUAUAAUUAAUUGGAAAUCGCCGAUGGCCAUUAACGACAAUCACCCACCUCCUUCCAGCCUGCCGUUCGUCCAGCGUUUAUUCAAGGGGUUAUUUUUUUUUCAAGAAGCCUCCAUUGUACUUUAUCAUCCUAACUUUAUUUUUGAAUAUAAAGAACAUCUCCAACUGACUCCUAGUCAUUUUUUGCCUUUAAUUUUGGGGAAGACAAUGCGUAUUUUAAGAUUCCAGUCAAUAGCUUUGGCGAAAUGCGUAAGUAUGAAGUUUUAUUCGACCAAUGGAAGGUGAAGUUGUUGGGUGGUUUUCGUGUUUGGAUGUGCCUUGUGCGACAUAGUUUCAGAUCGCCUUUGGUUAAGUAGGGGUGACUGGGAGGACUCGACUGCCAACUUGCUUGCAGACCUCCGACCUUGGCCAUGACUUUCGCGCUGAAUGCGGGUUACUGUGAAAUAAAUCGCGCACCAAUCACCUCGCCUGCUCUCAUCUUGCGGUGCAGCACACGGUGGACAUGUUCCAUCACGACGAUCGAACUGUCAUGCCACAACGAAUUAAUAUUUACACAAAUCGCACAUUGAAACAGGCAGCCAGUAGAUUACAAACAUGUGUUUAUUUGCCGUACUUACAAAACAGGAACUAGCCAAAAGCUCCGACACGCGUGGUUCGCCGAUCUUGUACCGCUGCCUGUCUAAGGUCUUAUCUUGCUCUGCCAUAUGGCGACGUAAGUGCGCGCGGUUAUUAAAGAAUAAGCAAAAGGCGAUGUUCAAAAAUAAACAAAAUUUGAAUUAACCACCGCCGAUAGGUUUUCAUUCACUGGGGAAUUCAGGAAAUGUUAACGGUAGGGCUUAGGACCUCAUGUAGCUUUCGUAGUUGGGACCUACAUCCUACCUCCGCCCUCCAUCAGUAAUAAAACAGUUCCGCUUGGAUCUAUAACGUCGUGCAAAGAGUCCUCGUAUGGAAUCUUGCCGACCGGCGAGCCAAGUUAGUCUCCUCGGACGAAGAGUCAGGCCAAAUUGAUUCCUCCACAUAGUGGUAUUCAUAGAACUCUUACGUACAUGAGAUCCGUCCACAUGGGGAAUGUUAAGGCACGCCUAGGCGCAGACGUCAAGUCGCGCCAAUCAUUCAGUCCAGUACUAUCAAACAGUUGCCUGACAGCCUUGCGCAGUCGACUGGUUCUCGGAUGAUGAGAGAGAGAGAUUGUGACUCAAAUUGUGGAAUUCUUUCUCAAAUCCCAUCAACGUUUGAAUCUAUCGCGAUAUGCCAAGAGUCGUUGCAUGGAGAGUUACCAAAUGGCAGGAUAAUUCGGCCCUCCCCCCACGACCGAUAGUAAGGCUUCAAUGGCUUUUUCCUAUUACGGUUUUGGGGCCACUAUCGCAUAAGCGAGAUCGAAGCUGUCCUCUUUGCCGGGAAUAAGCCAUGGUUGGCACGCGUAGAUGAGCUGUUUAGCCACUGCGCCCGAACCGAUCUCCGACUGUCCUGACUCUGUUUAUCCACCAACCUCGGAUAGGUAGAGGAGGAGGAGGAGGAGGAGGAGGAGGAGGAGGAGGAGGAGGAGGAGAGAGGAUAUCAGACGCCUUCUCAUCCAGAAUGCAUUCAGCAUGCAGACCAAAAGACAGAGUAG